This is a messenger RNA of Penicillium verhagenii, 306 nucleotides long. RefSeq lists its product as uncharacterized. NCBI's taxonomy places the organism in Eukaryota, Fungi, Ascomycota, Eurotiomycetes, Eurotiales, Aspergillaceae. The coding region runs from base 1 to 306 and encodes 101 amino acids. The transcript is spliced from 2 exons. The record is from RefSeq and is a predicted model, not a curated record.
AUGUUCGAUGCUUGCGCGUACUGGGGCCACAAUGAGGCUGACUUGGCCAUUUGCCGAAAUCCGAGGUAUAAACUGGGACCUCCGUUCAUCCGCGAGUACUUGAAGCGCGUAUCCAUUUCCGAACCUACGGCGGACUUUGACAAUAGGAAUGCUGUAUAUGCCAUGAAGUUCCAUGCGCUGCUUUCCAUCUUAUACUUCAAGGAUGGAAGGUUCAGACAGACUUUGAAAGACGAGUUGAAGGCAGUGAUGGCGAAAGUCAAUUCAUCUUCUGCAGAGCCGCCAAAGCAACGUGACCAUGUGCUUUGA